Molecule: messenger RNA, 975 nt
Organism: Leptosia nina
Lineage: Eukaryota; Metazoa; Arthropoda; Insecta; Lepidoptera; Pieridae
Source: the annotation of a GenBank genome assembly
AUGUUUACCACAAAGUGUUCGGUUUUGUUAAUUUUACUUGCAAAUCACAUAUUGUCUUCGGGACAGCAGGAAGACAAGUUCUUCCGCGUCGACUAUCCGAAAUACAUACCGGAGACGGAUAGUUUUUACAAAGUGCACACUGUGCACCAGACCUGGGAGAAGGCGAAGGAGACCUGCGAGGCCGAAGGUGCAGUUCUCUACUACCCUGAUGAUGAGGAAGAGGCACUGGCCGUGUGGAACUAUAUCAACGCAACGCAAACUUUUUACUGGAUCUACAUCGGGGUAUCCUCACCUUAUGCGCCCCACGUUUUUAUAACAGUCGAAGGACACCCAAUAUCGAGUGUGUACGACAACUGGGGCGUCGGCGAGCCCAACGACCAGAGCGGCGUCGAAAGGUGCGUAGUGAUUCGGCGCGACGGGACGCUCAAUGACGACAAGUGCGACGUCAAAAACCCGUUUCUCUGCAAGAAGCGAGCUUCCACUAUCAACUGGAACAUUUUGUGCGACAUGCCGGACCAAAAAUACGAGUAUUACGACGGCUUGGGUAGAUGUUACAAGUUCCACACGACACCCAAGACUUGGUUGGAGGCGGUGCAGGUGUGCAACGCGGAGCAGUCGUACUUGGCCAUCAUCGACAGCCAGUUAGAAGCCGAUCAUUUCGUGAACUUGACGAGGAUCGCCAAAAAAGAUGAUGUGGAGGGUAGUUACCUCCGGGGAGCGGUGCACUUGGGAUUUACCAGGACGAACUCGCAGUGGAGGUCGAUAAAAGGCCGACCGGUGAAGGCACUCGGCUAUUGCAAAUGGGGUCACAACCAACCAGACGGCGGGGACAACGAGACGUGCGGUUCCAUGUUCUACAACGGCAAGCUAAACGACAUCAAUUGCGAACAGAAAUGCUUCUUCAUCUGCGAACGAGAGAUACCCAUACUCGGAUCUGCGAUAGAAAUGCGGUACGGAGAGACCAACAAGGGAUAG